Rubroshorea leprosula is the source of this 462-nucleotide messenger RNA. The record is from the annotation of a GenBank genome assembly. Lineage: Eukaryota; Viridiplantae; Streptophyta; Magnoliopsida; Malvales; Dipterocarpaceae.
CGAACAGUGAAGUAGGACACUCUGAGGAAGAAGGGGCAAUAGAAGAAGACUAUGCAGGAGUAGGAGCAGAGAUAGAGUAAUCAUCAAUUGAAAUAAUGGAAAGAGAAGCCUUAGACCCAGAAGUAGAUUUGGCAAAAGUAAGGGAGAUGAUGUUGCAAGGCAGUGGUAGUGAAAGCAGAUUUGGUGGAGAUAGGGUAUGUCACGUCCCAAAACCCAAAUUCGAGGCGCGACAGACGCCGUACACUCGUGAGACGAGUCCCACAAAUGUACAAGGCUCGAAACUUAAUCAAUUCACAUCUGAUACCACAAAAUCUGAAGAUAAAAUCUUAAAAUUUGCUCUAAUAUCAUAAAAUCUCCAAAUACACUCUAGUUUACAAGAUCAUGAUUUAUUUCUAGAAUCUAUAUCAAUCUCGAAAUGGCUAGCCUUCUAACUCGUCACUUCCCAUGGUUUCCCCGUCCUCG